AUUAUCUCGAUAGAACUAUCGAUGUUUACUUUUCCGCGUCACUAGGAUGAGAUAUAGGGGUCAGGCCUUCGAACAAGCAAAGGAGGGGCCUUUCAGUACAAAUCACAGGACUUUAAAUAAUCAUAUGUAUAUAAUUUAAAUUUAGUUAGCGCACACGCUUUGCCACGCGCGUGCGCUGAUUGUUUUAUUUAUUUUUAUUUAGUUUUAGUUUAUUUAUAUAUUUAUUUUAAGUGUUAGUUUUUGUUAGUGACAAUGAUUCGGUUAAUAGUGUUUGCUAUAUUUGUACUGGAUUUUGGAGAAUGCUUUUUGAAUUUGGCCGACGUAGAGUGCGGGGUCGAUACGGCCCGCCGUGGCCGUAUCGUUGGGGGCACGGAUAGUUUGCCCGCUGAAUUCCCGUGGGCGGCCAGUCUUUGGAGGCAGGGGGCGCAUCAGUGUGGCGCUACUGUGCUUAGCGACCGAUGGUUGUUAACUGCUGGACAUUGUGUAUGCAGUGUAUUUCACGAGUUCUACAAAUCCAAACAGCUGACGGUAGUCGUCGGCUACACGGACAUAACCAGCAACGAACACAAUAUGGCGCUCUCCAAGAUACUACCGCAUCCUGAAUACAGAUGCAACGGCAAAUCCAACGACGUAGCUCUCCUUAAAACAAUCCAGCAGCUUCAAUGGUCCAGUGACUUAAGGCCCGCCUGCCUUCCACAGCCGGAGGCCCAGGACUUCAGCGGUGCCAUAGCUACCGUUGCUGGUUGGGGAUUCACUAAUGAAGAUAGAGGGAAAGGCUCACGACCAAACAUCCUCCAAAAAACCGACGUCAUAGUGGUCACCAACGAGGAAUGCAACCAAUGGUACCAGAGCCAAGGAAAGAAAGUCAACGUCAUCGCCAGUCAGAUGUGCGCGGGCUAUGAGGACGGAGGCCGGGAUUCUUGCUGGGCGGACAGUGGCGGCCCACUAAUGAUCAAAGACCAAACCCAUGCCAUGGUAGUAGGCGUGGUCUCAACCGGCAGUGGCUGCGCGCGCGCCAAGAUGCCCGGGAUCUACACCAGGGUAUCGAGAUACACUGACUGGAUCGUCAGCAGCAUCGAUAGUGAUAAAGGAAGGAGUGGGUUUAGCUGGUUCAGAAAUUUAGGGAAGAAGUAA
Molecule: messenger RNA, 1134 nt
Organism: Cydia strobilella
Lineage: Eukaryota; Metazoa; Arthropoda; Insecta; Lepidoptera; Tortricidae
Product: trypsin-1-like
Exons: 6
Coding region: 253-1134 (293 amino acids)
Biological process (GO): proteolysis
Molecular function (GO): serine-type endopeptidase activity
Source: RefSeq, a predicted model, not a curated record